CAUCAAUCGAAUCACUUAUCAACGGUAUAAUAGUACUCGAGUGAUGAUUGUUUCCCUUAAGCCUAUAAAAGAAGAGACAACGCUCGAAAGCUGCGGAUUUGAAUUAUAGUGCGGAGAGAAUAGAAGCAAGCAUGGUCGCCAACGCAUCGUUAGCGCUAAUCGUUCCUACGUUGCUGCAAACUUUGGCAACUUUCAAUUAUACGGUAUUCCCGGAUGGUGAUGGAGUUCCACAUCUAGUACAUCUCGAUAACACCCCAUUAUCCUUGGAGGAAGUUGGUCUUUUGAAUACCAAUUUGAAUACGAUUACUUUUACGCUUUUCACACGAAAUAACCGUGCCGGCGAUCGCUUAGUAUUAAAUGAUAUGAAUUCGAUUAAAAACAGUAAACUAAACUCGGCAAAAAACACGAUCAUAAUUACUCAUGGUUGGAAUAGCGCUGGUACCACAGAAGCUUGCACACUUGUGCGCAAUGGUUUUCUUAAAGUUUGGGACAGCAAUGUCAUUAUCGUAGAUUGGAGCACAAUAGCAAAAAACAUUUAUUCUACUGCAGCAAAGAGUGUCCCUAAUGUGGCUAAUCACGUAGCUUCUUUUGUGAAUUUCUUACGCACAAAAUUCAAUUUACAAACGUCCAAGUUGACAAUGGUUGGACAUUCUCUUGGAGCACAUAUCAUGAGUUUGGCUGCAAAGAGCGUGUCAACGUAUAGCAAAGUCGCAGAAGUUGUAGCUCUCGAUCCUGCGAAACCAUUGUUCGAUAUUAAAAAUGCCAAUGGCAGAGUAGAUAAAUCACAUGCAUUAAACGUUCAAGUGAUUCACACGUGUCCUGGAUUAUUGGGUUUAGACAAAUCAGUCGGUACUUCUGAUUUCUAUGCUAAUGAUGGAAGAAAACAACCGGGAUGCAAUAACGACUUGCUUGGAGCUUGCGCACAUGGACGUAGUUAUGAAUAUUACAGCGAAUCUAUUACGAAUCCAAAAGGUUUUCCUAGUACACCUAAAUCAUUUUUAGGUCUGAAAACAACGGUAUACAUGGGUGGCAGUGUUCUUGAUCGGAACGCUAGAGGAUCCUACAAUUUCAAAACUGGAAGUAAACCACCUUAUGCGUUAGGAUAAAAAUAUUCUUUUUUUUAAUAUAAUUUAUAUGUAUGUUAAAAUUUGUUUUCUUUAAUUCAUUAAAAAUUUUUUACACAAAAAA
Messenger RNA from Apis cerana (Asiatic honeybee), 1188 nucleotides. Its product is annotated as phospholipase A1. Gene Ontology annotation, biological process: lipid catabolic process. Lineage: Eukaryota; Metazoa; Arthropoda; Insecta; Hymenoptera; Apidae. The record is from RefSeq and is a predicted model, not a curated record. Gene Ontology annotation, molecular function: lipase activity; serine hydrolase activity.